Molecule: messenger RNA, 4225 nt
Organism: Eurytemora carolleeae
Lineage: Eukaryota; Metazoa; Arthropoda; Copepoda; Calanoida; Temoridae
Product: transient receptor potential cation channel subfamily A member 1 homolog
Exons: 40
Coding region: 367-4179 (1270 amino acids)
Biological process (GO): monoatomic ion transport; transmembrane transport
Cellular component (GO): membrane
Molecular function (GO): protein binding; monoatomic ion channel activity
Source: RefSeq, a predicted model, not a curated record
AGUCUUGGUGUUAAGAAAAAGAGUGGAUCAAGCAUUAAUCUCGAUAUCCACCAUUCUAAAGUUUUCAGCUCAGAUCUGUUACUGUUCAGGCCUUGGUAUCUUAACGAAUAUCUUAAUAAAAACAGAUUUCUAUUCACAUGCAUUCCUUUGAUCUUGCAGAAUACAUUCUAUAGACAUGCAGAUAAAAAGGUUACCUAGUGUGCAAUAAUUUACCAUUGUCCAUUCGUACAUUGAUUGUUUCCCAGUUUCAAAAAACUGACAAAAAACUUAUUCCAAAUGUUGUUGUUGUCCGAAUCGAACUUUUACAGGAAAGUCUUAUUAAGGAAGUCUUGAUACAGGUUCCUGUGAUUUUAUGAUAUCUGUGUCAUGUGUUUACAGAAUAUUAUUUUUAUCCGCCAACACAGAUGGAAAAGGAGCAAUAAUAUGUUCUUCUCGGAGAGAGAUGCGGUAAGGGUGAUCAUUGAUUCACCAAUCUUGCAUCACAAGGUCACAGAGACGGAUGAAGACGGAAAAGAGGAAACACAAAUCGAUGAUCCUGGCGACGUUCAUUUUGAUUACGAUAAAGAAAAGAAUGAAAAAAAUAAACUGAGACUCGUUUUUAAGGCAGCAAGAGAUGGCAACGUUUCUUUUUUCACCCAAAAUGCUCUCGGAAAAGUCAAACAUCUAGUUAACAGCAAGGAUGAUGUUGGAAAUACUCCCCUACAUUAUGCUGCCAGGAACAGUGAUUUUGAAAUGGUGAAAACUCUAAUAAGUUUGAAAAGUGAUCCCGAAACAACUGGUCAAAACAAAAUGACUCCAGCACAUUUUGCAGCCAGGUAUGGUAAAAUUGAUGAUGAGGAAGAAACUGAAGACAUGAGUGGUGUUGUUCUGAGAGGGCAGAGCAAAGAGAUGAAAGAAAAUACUUGGGAAACCAUCAAGUUUCUCCUCAUUCAUUCCAAAUAUAGAGAUGUUAAGGAUAAAUAUGGUUUCACCAUAUUGCAUCAUGCUGUCUACAGAGGGAAUCUACAUCUCGUAAAGAAGCUGAAAACCUUAGAUGAUCUUAAAGUUGGAAACAUCAAAAUUGACAGUAAAGAUGAACAAAAAAACACUUGUUUACAUCUUUCAGCAGUUCAUGGACAUGAUCAUAUUCUGAAGUUCCUGCUGGAUAAUUCUAAGCUGAAUUUAAAAGCAUUCAAUAGGGAACAAAUGACAGCUCUACACUUUGCUUGCAAGGGUGAAACACAAUGUGUUAAAGUUCUUUUAGAUCAUCCCUCUGCCACAGAUGUUAUAAAUUUCGGUGACAAAGCAGAGAGAACGCCACUAUUCCUUGCUGUGGCCAGUGGAAAGCUUGACAUUGUUAAGUUAUUGCUGGAUCAUGGAGCGUCACUUGCAAUUACCAAUAAGUUUGGAGAAUCCCCACUUCACUUUUGUGCCAGAUAUGGACAUGCAGAUAUUAUGAAGUUACUGACUGCUGAACUAGCUAAGGACAGCAACCUUCAGUACAAAGACUUACAAAGUGGGAAUUUGACAGACCAAGUUGAUGGUAAGAAGAAAACGAAAAAGAAAUGGGAACUAGUAUUGCGACAGUCUACUGUUGUAAAAAAAAUUAUAAAGAUAAUUGACGAACAAGACAAAAUGUUACGAUCACCUUUCUACCUAGCGUCAAAACACAAUCACAAAAACGUUGUAGAUGUUUUAAAGCAAAGCGGGGCAAAUAUUUCACUGGCGGAUCACCACAACAAAACUCCCUUGAUGAUUGCCUUGCUCAGUGGUCAUCAGGAGAUUUCAAGUAUGCUACUAAAACUCUACAGCGUCAAUGAAUUGAAGAUUAUAGACAAUGACGGCAGAAAUAUCAUGCAUUACGCGAUUCAAGCGGAAUGUUCCGACGGACUUAAGGAAGUAAUCAAAAUACUUCAAAGAAGAAGACUUUUGCGAAGAAUGUUGUUGGAUCGCGACUUUAAAGGAAACUGCCCUCUUCAUUUAGCAGCACAAACAGGAUCUCUUGGACAAGAUUUUAGGGAGCUGCUAAAGAACUACUCUACAAUAAAUUACAACAUGAAAAAUGAUGCAGGUUACACACCUCUUCAUCUUGCUGUAAUUCAUGGACAUCAAUUUGUUGUUAAAUGCUUUCUCGAUAAAGAACUUAACUCUAGUAGUGAUCUUCGUCUCCUUCAGGAAAAAGACGUGGAUUCCAAUACUUUACUACAUCUAGCGACCAAGACGGGAACUAAUCUGAAACCGGGUAUUGUAGAACUUCUGCUUAAGCGUGGUCUAAGCAUACGUUGUGCAGCCAGCUCUGGAAAUAUUGAAUGUCUAAAGCUAGUGCUCGGUUACUGCAAGAACUAUGUGGAUACUGAGGACAAUAAUAAGACAACCCCUUUACACCUGGCAGCAAAAAAUGGGUUUUGCGAGGUGUACAACACACUGGUGCAACACGGUGCUGACAUUGCCCUCAAAGAUUACAAGGACAGAAAUGUUCUAGAACUUGCUAUAGAAAAAAAUCAAAAAGAGAUGGUGCUAAAUAUUCUGCAAAGUAAGGAAUGGAAGUAUGUAAUGCGAAGCUGCAGAAUAGUUGAGUAUAAGAUUGCUGAAGGCUUCCGUUAUUCUAAGGAUAUUCUAGACACGCCUAUGAGACUUCUUAUUAGAAAGUAUCCAGACCUAGCUGAAGUUGCUCUUGAUAGAUGCUACCAGGUCAAGCAAGAAGAUGAAGUUUUACAAAUGAACUUCGAGUUUAUUGAAGAUACUUACAACUACAGAGAUAGAACUAAUUCGGGACCUAUUUGGCAUACAAAGAAAAGACCUACAUAUGAACACUUUUCAAAGGUAAACAACAAUAAUGCUGAUGAUGGGUUUGAUAAACCAUACUCAACAGAUCACAGUGCAGUCAUGUGGAACCAUCCACUAAUGGUCAUGUCAAGAGAGAAUAAAAGGGACUUGCUAAGGCAUCCUUUAUGUUUGUCUCUGAUCAGAUACAAGUGGUUUAAAGUGGGAAGGAAGCUUUACUACUUCAACCUUCUAUUCUAUAUAUCAUUUCUCGCAACUUUAACAGCCUACACGCUAACCAUUCCAAACCCUGCAGAAUAUCCAGAAUUCUAUGAUUGUUCGGAGUACUUUCUAAGAGCAAACAGGACCCAGUUGAUUUCUAACAGAACUUUGGAAGAAGAGGAGCGAAGAGAUGAUAUAAAUAAUGUAUCAUGGCUCUUAUUGGUGGUGUUUUUUACCUUUAGAGCCCUUCAGUUCUUCUUUUUACAAGAAUAUAAAGACUUCUUUAAGUUUGUGAAUGGCCUGAGAGUUCAUGAAUUAAGAAUUCCAUAUGCAGCAUGUCUUGAUUUCUUUAUUUUUACUGUAACCAUCUACACACUUAUAGAAGAUCGUUAUGAGUACAAAUGGAUUGAACUUCAUCCUAACGUGGAUCUUAGACAGUGCAAGGUGUAUGCAAUGAACUCCGUGCUCAUCACGAUUGCUUGGCUUAAUUUGUUGACUUACAUGCGACAGCUUCCAGUAAUCGGAAGCUACAUAAUCAUCUUCCAUGAUGUUCUCAGAACUUUUAUGUCCUUUAUACUGGUCUUUCUCAUAUUCGUAAUAGCCUUUGCUCUUGGCUUUCAUAUGCUGUUUGAAUAUCAGGAACCGUUCCAUAAUGUUUCUGAUGCACUCAUAAAAACGGUGGUAAUGAUGUCCGGAGAGUUUGAUUAUGAAAAUAUCUUUCUUCGGAAGAAUGACGGAAAUGGACCAGUUCCUUUUCCGGAAAUAUCCUACGCAGUGUUUGUGGUGUUUUUUGUUUUGUUGUCUAUAAUCACACUAAACCUACUAAUUGGCCUAACAGUGGACGAUAUAAAAACCUUUCUGGAUGAUGCAGAUUUAGAGAAGAUUAAAAUGAAGUUGGAGUAUGUGCUAGAGAUAGAGAAAAGUUGGGGGUUGUCUUGGUUGACAUUAUUUAAGAUUCGCCAACAAUAUCUGACGAGAUCUAAGUCUUUCUUUAACAUGGAUGAUGUUGUUUCCAAAAAUCGGAUAUGGGAGAGAGUUAUUUCACAGGAUAUAAAAACUAUAAAAAAGGAAAACCUUGAAGUUUUACUAGAGGAUCAAAAACAGCUCAAACUUCAGCUAAACAAAAUAGAAAAUCUGCUUGGGAACCUCUGUGCGGUGCAACAGACUGUACCCUUGAACAUAAAAUCAAAAUGUCCAACAUCCUUGAAAACUUGAUUUUUAAGUACUUGUAUCUUAUUUGUUAUAGUUUUUUUUAAAGAAU